This is a messenger RNA of Arthroderma uncinatum, 951 nucleotides long. RefSeq names its product spt3. The transcript is spliced from 4 exons. The record is from RefSeq and is a predicted model, not a curated record. The coding region runs from base 1 to 951 and encodes 316 amino acids. Gene Ontology annotation, biological process: transcription by RNA polymerase II. Lineage: Eukaryota; Fungi; Ascomycota; Eurotiomycetes; Onygenales; Arthrodermataceae. Gene Ontology annotation, cellular component: SAGA complex. Gene Ontology annotation, molecular function: protein heterodimerization activity; transcription coregulator activity.
AUGGCGGAGCGGUCGCCGAAAUACCGGCAGGAGAUUCAGCAGAUGAUGUUCGUGUCUGGCGAGUCGGCGGAGGCGUCAGCAGAAACCACCACGCUUAUCGAAGAAAUACUUUCACGAAGUACCACGCUGGCUGCUCGUCGAGGUGUACGAUCCAUAUCGACAGACGAUUUAUUCUUCUUAAUACGGCAUGACAAGGCCAAGGUGUCUCGUCUAAAGACUUUCCUUUCGUGGAAGGACGUUCGAAAAAACGUCAAAGACUCUGACGAUAAAGGUGGCGGAGACUCCGCUGACUUUGGAGCCGGAGACGAUGCCCUCGUUGGUGCCGGUGUUGCCGGGCCGCAAGAAAUCGCUGCCAAACCUAAGAACAAACGUGCAAAAAUCGGCCUUCCCUGGGAUCUUAACAGUUUAUAUUCCAUUCAGGUACCGGAAAGAGAGGACGAGGAAGACGAGGAGGAAGAGGAACAGAAUUACGCCACACUUCAACGCCUAGCUACUGCUGACGAGCGAACCAAAAAUAUGACCCGUGAAGAAUAUGUAUUUUGGUCCGACUGUCGACAAGCCUCAUUUACGUUCCGAAAAGCGAAACGGUUCCGAGAAUGGGCAGGUUUUGGGAUCGUUACAGAUUUCAAACCGAACGAUGACAUUGUCGAUAUCCUUGGUUUUCUGACGUUUGAAAUCGUGCAAACGUUAACGGAGGAGGCAUUGAAGGUCAAGGAGCAGGAAGACCGUGGCAAGAAAAGCCUUGGAGCCUCUGAGGACGGAUCAGGAGAGAAGAAGAAACGGAAAAGAGAGACAGGGUUGUUCGACCCCCCUGAGGAAGGACGAACACCGAUCGAAGCAAGACACGUCCAUGAAGCAUAUCGGAAGCUCCAAGCUACACCUAGCAAAGCAGUUGCAAUGUUUCUCCACGGCGGACGUGCCCCAGUUAGAACUCCUUUACGUCUCAUCUAA